AUGGUGCCGGAGGGCAAGCGAGGCUUUGGCUUUGCGUGCUGCGCCACCCGCGUCAAACCCGGGUCGGUGGAGAUGCCUGGGCCCCGCGACGAGGAUAAGAGGGUGAUCUGGGACACUGCGAACUUGUCCUGGUGGGACUUUCAGCGGCGACGCUGGAGGACAUUGUGGCUGAUGCGGACGGUCUACUUCCGGUACAAGAACCUCCAGGAGAGCGCACAGAGGGACUGCCAGAAGGGCCAGAAAGAGAGAAGCAGUGGCUGGAGGUCCAUGCGCUGA
Molecule: messenger RNA, 276 nt
Organism: Effrenium voratum
Lineage: Eukaryota; Dinophyceae; Suessiales; Symbiodiniaceae
Source: the annotation of a GenBank genome assembly